UAGUCAUAUAUGUUCACAAAUAUUGCUCAAUCUACUAGAAAAUAGAAAUCAAUGGCUGAAUCCAUUAAACCACACGCAAUCAUGGUGGAAUUCUUAUUCCAAGGCCACAUUAACCCUUUUGCGAAUCUUGCCAUUGGCCUCGCUUCAAAGGGUUGUACCGUCACUUAUGUCCAAACCGAGUUCAUCCACAAUCAGAUGUCUCAGGCCAGCCAAAACCCCGGCUUCCUCUUCUCGACUGCUCGUGGCUCGGGUCUCGAUAUCCGUCACAAAACCAUUUCUGACGGAUUCCCGUUGGAUUUCGACCGGGAUUUAAAUUUCGACGAAUUUUUCAGCUCUAUAGUGCGGGACUUCCCCACCCGCGUGGACGAGCUGGUCGGGAGGAUCGUGAGGACGGAGCGAGGGCGUGACACGUCGACCUUCUUGGUCGCGGACGCUUAUUAUACUUGGCCGCCGGAAGUGGCGGUCAAGUACAACUUGGUGUAUGUGUCCUUCUGGCCUUCACCAGCUGAACGGCUGUCGGUCGGCCAUCAUUUGGCUCUGCUCGAAGAGAAGGGCACUCCCAUCACCUAUGAUAAUUACAAGGAUCAUAUAGAGGAAAUAACAGAAGUUGUGAAGUCAAAAAAUAUAGGAGAUGUCAUCAAAUACAGCUCUCCUAGAGAUGCCCCUUUCUGCCCAGAAAUCUUGAUGGAGACAAUAAUGAAAGCACAUCUUCAAGUAAGAAAAGCCCAUUUCAUACUCUGCAACACAGUGGAGGAGCUCGAACCACACACCCUUUCAACUCUAAACCAAAAGCAGUACCUCCCAACUUAUGCAAUCGGCCCCACUAGUCUACUUUCUUCAACCUUGGCACCAGUGAGCAGCCUAAUACCCGAGGUGGACUGUCUCGAAUGGCUAAGUUCCAAGCCCCCUCGUUCGGUUCUUUUCAUCGCAUUUGGCAGCAUUGCUCCGGUCGAGAAAAAUGUGAUCCGAGAGAUUGCUCAUGGACUAGCCACCAGUGGGGCGAAUUUCGUGUGGGUUCUGAGGCCGGAUAUGGUGAUAAAUGAGGAGAACGACGACGUUCUCCCGCCAGGGUUUGAGGAAGAAAUUGUUGGCCGAGGGCUAAUAGUUCCCUGGUGUGAUCAACGUAAGGUGCUAGCAAGCCCGGCUGUCGGGGGAUUCCUGACGCACUGCGGAUGGAGCUCGAUUCUCGAGAGCAUGUGGUUUGGAGUUCCCAUGCUCUGCUACCCGAUUUUGGCGGAUCAGCCUAAUAAUAGGAAUAUGGUGGUGUGUGAUUGGAAGAUCGGGAUGAAUCUUUGCGACGAGCAAGAGAUUUCGAGGCGGGAAGUGGAGGAGAAGAUCAAGGGUUUAAUGAGGAGUGGAAAUGAGGUGAGAAUGGAGAUGAAGAAAGUGAAGGAGCUUGUGCAUAAUGCAUUGGGCCAAGAUGGAUCAUCCCAUGCUAAUAUGAAUAGGUUUCUGAGUGAUUUGAAGAAAAAGAUGUGCAUGAUGGAAAAAUAAAUUUUUAGAAUAGACAUCCUUGUGUUUUAUUUGGAGCAAUUUGGUUUUGAUCUAAUUUUGCCAAAAAUGGGUGUUAGACAAGAAAUUGUCACAUUUCACAGAAAAAGAUGUGCAUAAUGGGAAAAUAAAUUUUUAGAAUAGA
Messenger RNA from Salvia hispanica, 1636 nucleotides. Its product is annotated as UDP-glycosyltransferase 86A1-like. The record is from RefSeq and is a predicted model, not a curated record. Lineage: Eukaryota; Viridiplantae; Streptophyta; Magnoliopsida; Lamiales; Lamiaceae. Gene Ontology annotation, molecular function: quercetin 3-O-glucosyltransferase activity; quercetin 7-O-glucosyltransferase activity.